CUCGCUCCUCAAUCAGUCAAUUGCCGCGAACCCGUACCCGGAACCGUGCCCGUACCCACGUCGCCGAUGCUCCGGCUUUCUCACGCUGCUGUGAAGCCUUCUCGUCUAGCUUAUCUCCAUCUUCAAAUCAUCAUGCCUUCCUCGCUCCUCUGACGACAGUAUGAAUAGAUCUCCAAGCUACGACGGCCUCGUCUUCACCAUCUCGGACCUGGCGAGAGAGGGCAGCGCCAAGAUGUCGCUUAUGGCGAGGGACUACCUCAACGGCGGGUCGAUGGAUGAACAGACCUCCGGCGACAACUGCUCCGCGUACGCUCGAUAUCGUCUUCGCCCUCGCGUCAUGGUGGACGUGACUUGCAUCGACCUCAGCACUCUCUGCCUGAGUAGUCGCGUCUCCUUUCCCUGCGGAAUCGCCCCAGCUGCAGGGCAUGGCUUGGCCCACCCUGACGCCGAAGAGGGAACGGGCCGCGCUGCUGCGGGCAAAGAGGUGGCGAUGUGCCUCUCGACGUGGAGUAAUUCUAGCCUCGAGGCAGUAGCUGCCUCUACGGCGGGGAGAGUACCACUGGCACAGCAGCUAAGCUUGGUCAAGGAUGAGGACACCAAUCUUCAGCUCAUUCGCCGGGCCGAGGCGGCGGGGUAUCGCGCCCUUUUCGUUACGGUGGACUGUGUGUAUCUGGGCAAGCGGGUCAAUGAGCAACGCAAUGGGUUCAGCUAUCCUGGUCAUCUCAAGUGGGGGAACCUGCCUCAUUUCAAUCCGGCCGGGUCCCUCGAGACGGCUGUGGGGUGGAUGGAGUAUGAGACCAAGGGAGGAUGGGAGACGGUCAGGUGGUUGAAGGGGGUGACGAGUAUGGAGGUCUGGCUCAAGGGCAUCCUCACCCCCGAGGAUGCGGAACUCGCCGUCGAGGCAGGUGCAGACGGACUCAUCGUCAGCAACCACGGAGGACGCCAGCUUGAUGGGGUACCCGCCACUAUCGACUGUCUCGCAGCCAUCGUAGACGCGGUAGCUGGCCGGAUUCCCGUCCACCUAGACGGCGGUAUCAGGCGCGGCAGUGACAUGUUCAAGGCUCUCGCUCUCGGCGCUCAGCACGUCUGGAUCGGUCGACCCGCGGUCUGGGGCCUCGCAUACAAGGGUGAGGAAGGGGUGAGGCUGGCGCUCAAUCUGUUGGAAGAGGAGUUCAGGAUCGUCAUGGCGCUGAUGGGCUGUCGUCGGGUAGGCGAGAUAAAGAGGGAGCACCUGGCUUUGAUGGGCAGCGAUGGAAUGUACAGGACGCUUGAGAGCACAGGAAAAGCGAAAAUGUAGCAACCAGCGCUGG
Jaminaea rosea is the source of this 1310-nucleotide messenger RNA. RefSeq names its product FMN-dependent alpha-hydroxy acid dehydrogenase. The transcript is spliced from 3 exons. The record is from RefSeq and is a predicted model, not a curated record. The coding region runs from base 161 to 1297 and encodes 378 amino acids. NCBI's taxonomy places the organism in Eukaryota, Fungi, Basidiomycota, Exobasidiomycetes, Microstromatales. Gene Ontology annotation, molecular function: FMN binding; oxidoreductase activity.